AUGUGGCUCCUAAUCAAGAUCAUCUACCACAUGAUCACGUUCAAAGGGGCCAUCGCGAAGCUCGAGGAGGCGGCGGCGCGCGCCCACGGCCGUCCGGCGAGGCUGGACUGGCUGCGCUCGGCCUGCCGCCACCUGCGAGGCGUGGACAGCCACCUCACCAGAAUGCACGACUUCCUCGAGAGCGACCUCCCCGGCGACGACCGGCUGGGGGUCUGGAGCCGGCGGGGCGCCGGCAAGACGUCGCUCCUUAGGCCGCUCCGGCAGCCCAGCCCGUACCACGCCCUCUUCGACCGCGUGCUCUAUUUGGAGGUGGGCAGCAGGUGGUCGGUGACGGACGUGCAGCUCGGCAUCUGCUGCACCUGCCUGGGCUGCAGCUACGACGUGAUGUCGUCGGCGGACGACCGGAGCCGGGCCUGCCUCAUCCGAGGUGUCGACAACCAAGACGCGCUCCACCACUGGAGUUAUCUCGUCAGAGCUCUCGGCCACAACGAUCACGUCCUCCAAGAAGAUCUCUGGGACGCAUGGUCGAGCCGGCGACAGCUGGUGGAAUUCGGUGGGGAGCGCCGCGGCCGCGGCGGAGGACGAGACGAGGAACGCGUCGAAGGCCGUGCCGUCGCGGACGCGCUCGCGGUCGUCCUAGUGGAAGAGCGCCCAGAGCGUGCUGCGCCCGCGCACGUCGCACGACCAGCGCUGCCGCUUCAUUCUUUGCGUCGCGCGCACGGGCCGCCGCUCGUGCCGAUCCUGGUCGGUUGGUUCGGACGCUGA
Messenger RNA from Triticum urartu, 765 nucleotides. Lineage: Eukaryota; Viridiplantae; Streptophyta; Magnoliopsida; Poales; Poaceae. The record is from RefSeq and is a predicted model, not a curated record.